AUGCACUCACACUGGGAACUUUCUGUGCUUCGUACAUGGUUUUUGUCUACCAUUCAUGAGGAAUUUAGAGGUGGAAAGAUCAACAUCCAACAAACUCAAAGAUUACUUGAGAAACUAAAUAUUCGCUGUCAUUAUGCUCACGUGAAACACGUCUUUAAGGAUACCGACAGACAGAGAACAGGAAGAAUCACCAUAGAGGAGUUUAGAUCAGUUUACCGGGUGAUAGCACACAGAGAAGAAAUCGUCGAGAUUUUCAACACAUAUUCUGAAAACCGGAAAUUUCUUUCUGAAAACAAUCUGGUUAAAUUUCUAACCCAAGAACAGUUUGCUGUAGAGAUAAAUUUAUCUAACACUUCUGAGAUAAUUGAAAAGUAUGAACCCAUUGAUGAAAUCAAAAAUGAACACCAGAUGUCAUUAGAAGGUUUUACAAGAUACAUGUGUUCACCUGAAUGUCUAGUAUUUAAACAAGAGUGUAAAGAAGUUUAUCAAGAUAUGACUCAACCAUUGAGUGAUUAUUUUAUUUCAUCUUCACAUAACACAUAUUUGAUAUCUGAUCAAUUAGUGGGACCAAGUGACCUGUGGGGAUAUGUAAGUGCCCUUGUGAAAGGAUGCCGUUGUCUGGAAAUUGACUGCUGGGAUGGAUCACAAAAUGAACCGAUUGUAUACCAUGGCUAUACACUCACCAGCAAGCUUCUCUUCAAAACUGUCAUCCAAGCAAUACACAAAUAUGCAUUCAUGACAUCCGAGUACCCCGUGGUAUUAUCCUUAGAGAACCACUGCUCCCCGUCCCAGCAGGAAGUAAUGGCAGACAUCCUGCACACCACCUUUGGAGAAUCCUUGCUUUCGGAUGUGCUUGAUGAUUUUCAGGAUAGACUGCCUUCCCCAGAGGCACUAAAAUUCAAAAUAUUAGUCAAAAAUAAGAAAAUAGGGACCCUCAUGGAAACGCGUGCAAGGAAAGGUUCUGAUAAGCACGGCCUUGUGGGUGAGUGGGAGGAAGAGGUACUGGAAGCAGAAGAGGAGGAAGAGGAAUGGAAAGAACCAGAAUCGCGUGACAGCUUUCUGUUGAAAAUCAAGCAGGAAAAGGAUACAGAGACCCAAAAGUCACUGGGAAUAGUGCUUUUCAGGAAAAAGGUGAGGAAGUUAAAAAUAGCUAUGGCUCUAUCUGACCUUGUCAUUUACACGAAGGCUGAAAAAUUCAGAAAUUUUCAGCACUCAAGACUGUAUCAGCAAUUUAAUGAGAAUAACUCUAUCGGGGAGUCACAAGCCCGAAAACUUUCCAAAAUGAGAGUUCAUGAGUUUCUCUUUCACACCAAGAAGUUCAUUACCAGAGUAUAUCCCAAAAUGACAAGAGCAGACUCUUCCAAUUUUAAUCCUCAAGAAUUUUGGAAUCUAGGCUGUCAAAUGGUGGCCUUAAAUUUCCAGACCCCUGGACUGCCCAUGGACUUGCAAAAUGGCAAAUUUUUGGAUAAUGGUGGUGCUGGAUAUAUUUUGAAGCCAUACUUCCUAAGAGACAUGGCAUCAAACUAUAACCCAAGUGAAACAUCAGCAGACAGCCUUCCUGUCACACUUUCAAUAAGGCUCAUCAGUGGAAUCCAGUUGCCUGUUAACACAUCGCCCAGUAGAGCAGACACACUGGUGAUCAUCGAAGUUUAUGGCGUCCCAAACGAUCACACAAAACAGCAGACUCGUGUCAUCAAAAGAAACGCUUUUAGUCCCAAAUGGAAUGAAACAUUCACAUUCAUUAUUCAAGUGCCAGAACUGGCAUUGAUCCGUUUUGUUGUUGAAAAUCAAGGUUUAAUAGCAGGAAAUGAAUUUCUUGGGCAAUACACUUUACCAGUUCUCUGCAUGAACAAAGGUUACCGCCGUGUUCCUCUACUUUCCAAAACAGGUGAGAGCCUCGAACCCUCUUCUCUGUUUAUUUAUGUUUGGUACAUCAGAGAAUGA
This is a messenger RNA of Jaculus jaculus (lesser Egyptian jerboa), 1944 nucleotides long. It is a transcript of the gene Plcz1, whose product is annotated as phospholipase C zeta 1. Gene Ontology annotation, molecular function: calcium ion binding; phosphatidylinositol-4,5-bisphosphate phospholipase C activity. Lineage: Eukaryota; Metazoa; Chordata; Mammalia; Rodentia; Dipodidae. The coding region runs from base 1 to 1944 and encodes 647 amino acids. The record is from RefSeq and is a predicted model, not a curated record. The transcript is spliced from 13 exons. Gene Ontology annotation, cellular component: nucleus. Gene Ontology annotation, biological process: intracellular signal transduction; positive regulation of cytosolic calcium ion concentration involved in egg activation; lipid metabolic process.